Molecule: messenger RNA, 1182 nt
Organism: Malania oleifera
Lineage: Eukaryota; Viridiplantae; Streptophyta; Magnoliopsida; Santalales; Ximeniaceae
Product: major pollen allergen Ole e 10-like
Exons: 4
Coding region: 165-749 (194 amino acids)
Source: RefSeq, a predicted model, not a curated record
GCUUCUUUCUGUGUCUGUGUGUGAGUGUGAGUGUGUGUGUGUGUGUGUGUGAGAGAGAGAGAGAGGGACUAGGUUCAGAGCUGCAGAGAGCAAAGGAUGAAAACGCAAAGCUAGCUGGCCUCAUCAGUUGAAAUAAAUAAAUAUAUGAAAGAGAGUGAUACUGGAUGAUAAUUUCAGCCACGAUGAGGAAGAAGACAAAAAGGGUUUUCCAGUACUGCUUCAUCAUCUUAAUAAUGGAAUGCUUUCGGGUUUGUGCAACGUCAAUGAGGGGAGGUGUAGGAGUAGUGGUGGCGCAACAUGAGAAGGAAGAAGAAGAGACGCCGGUGAGGGGUAUGUCGCCGCCGGAGGGGAACACCACAUUCCUGGACGGAACAACGUGGUGCGUGGCGGUGCCGGGGGUGUCCCAGCGUGAUCUGCAGAAUGCGCUGGACUGGGCGUGCGGGCUGGGAAUGGCGAACUGCAACCCCAUCCAGGCCGGCGGAGAAUGCUUCCAACCCGACACACUGCUGUCCCACGCCUCCUACGCUUUCAACACCUAUUACCAGCAAAAUGGCAAUUCUGACAUCGCCUGUAACUUCGGCGGCACCGCCACCGUCACCAAGCACAAUCCAAGUUACGCAAAGUGUGUUUAUGCAGCACCUGGGUCUCAAAGCUCUUCAGCACCUCCACAGCAGCCAAGUUAUAAACUAGGCUUCAUUGGGUGGACUACAAUUGUUGCAAUCUCAGUGCUUUUGUACUUGAGAAGCUGAUACAUAUAUAUAUAUAUAUAUAUAUAUAUAUAUAGCUUUCUUGCACAUGAAGGUGAUCUUCAAUUCAUUAUAUAAUCUUUUGAGCUGUUCAUGAUUGGUACAAAGGACAAAAGGCUAAAGGAUUUAGAUCAACCUUCAUGGGCAGCAGCUAGAAUAAGACCUUGCUUGAUGUGCUUGGUUUGGCAUUUUUGUGACUCUGACUUUUUAGACAUUAAUGUUUCUUGGUCGCUGGGUUAGGAAUCUAUGGCAGAAUGCAAGCAUGGCAUCCUAUUCUCUCUUUCUUCUUCCCUCUCCCUCCCUCCCCCUUCACUUUUAUGAUUUUUAUUUGGGAUCAUAAUCCUAUAUUUUGAUUCACAGAAUAUUUAUUCUUAAGAGUAAAAUAAUUAUAAUAUAAAAUUUUAAUAAUUUAUAUAAAGUAAACAUGUUAUUAUCA